Molecule: messenger RNA, 1614 nt
Organism: Haemonchus placei
Lineage: Eukaryota; Metazoa; Nematoda; Chromadorea; Rhabditida; Trichostrongylidae
Source: the annotation of a GenBank genome assembly
AUGCCUCCGAAAGCCGUCUACGAUGUGGUCGUGGUUGGAGGAGGUCACAAUGGACUCACUGCGGCGGCCUACUUGGCGCGAGCUGGGAAACAUGUUUGCGUCCUUGAAAAGCGAGGAAUCUUGGGAGGAGCAGCAGUUACUGAAGAAGUCAUCUCAGGUUUCAAGUUUUCCCGAGCUUCAUACCUCUUGAGUCUUCUGCGUCCUGUCGUCAUCCACGAUCUCAAACUGAAGGAACAUGGGCUUCGUUAUCACAUUCGGAAUCCGUCAUCGUUUACUCCUAUCAGAGGAUCCGAAAAAAGUCUCCUGCUGGGAUUAGAUAUGAAGGAGAACUGCCAAGAAAUAGCCAAAUUUUCCUUACGCGAUGCUGAGAUGUUCCCCAGGUACGAACAUUUCAUUCAACGAAUCGUGAAGGCUCUUGAACCACUGAUGGACGAAGUUCCAUUAGACAUGAGCGAACCAUCUAAAAUGAAGUUUUUAAAGAAAGCAUGGAGGCAGUUCCGAUCAGUGCAAGGGAUCGGCGUUGACAAUGCUGUCGACUUCUACGAGCUGAUGACCGCACCUAUUGCGAAGGUGAUGAACAAGUGGUUUGAGAGCGAUGUGCUGAAGGCCACGUUAGGUACGGAUGGAGUGAUUGGCUUCGCUGCCAGCCCUUACGAUUCUGGAACGGGGUCCUACGUUUUACUUCAUCACGUCUUGGGAGGACUGGACAAUCACUCCGGUUCAUGGGGAUAUGUGAUGGGCGGCAUGGGAGCGUUGUCCGAGGCCAUUGGGAAAGCUGCAAGAAGUCACGGUGCUGAGCUGUUCACUGAUCAGGAAGUAGCGUGCAUUUUGGUAGACAACGGUGAAGCUAAGGGAGUCAGACUCACUAGUGGUAAAGAAGUUCAUGCUAAAACGGUUCUGUCAAACGCCACACCAAGAGUAACCUUCGAGCGGUUACUGAAAGAAUCCGACCUGCCUCUGAAAUUUAUCAACGCGGUGAAGUCGAUUGACUACACAUCUCCUGUAACGAAGAUAAACGUAGCCGUGCGUGAACUGCCCUCAUUUUCGUGUCGACCCAACACUUCGCCUGCUCCACAGCCUCAUCAUCAGACAACAAUUCACAUCAACUGCGAGAGCAUGGAUGUCGUCCAUGAAGGCGUCAAAGAUUUUCGUAAUGGUCAGUGGAGCCAAAGGCCCGUGAUCGAGAUGACGAUUCCGUCAGUGGUCGAUCGGUCAUUGGUUCCAGACGACUCGUCGCACGUAAUGUCGUUGUUCACUCAGUGCACUCCAUACACCUUGAAGGAGGGCCCUUGGAACGACGAAAAGAAGAAGCAAUAUGCGACUCACGUGUUCAACGAAAUAGACUGCUACGCUCCGAACUUUUCGGGUUCUGUUAUCGGUUACGAAGUUCUACCACCACCAGACAUCGAACGGAUCUUCGGACUCACAGGAGGGAACAUUUUCCAUGGUUCUAUGACCCUCGACCAAUUGUAUUUCACCCGGCCAGUUCCACGGUACAGCAACUUUAGGACGCCGAUCAAAGGACUAUUCCUUUGUGGAAGUGGAGCGCAUCCAGGUGGAGGAGUGACAGGAGCUCCUGGGCGAUUGGGAGCUCUGGCUGCUCUUUAUGACUAA